UAUUAACUGCUAUUGUAUAUUUGUUUAAAAUGGAAAAAGAUUACAUGUUUAAUGUUAGCAGAGAGGAGUAUUAGGAAUUAUAACGGCUCUAAUUCAACGCGUGAAAUUAACAUUCAUUCGCCACUGUAGCUUAAAACGUGGAAUUUUGACUGUUUCGCAACUCUAAUACAGAUUAAUUUUACUCACUAGUAACGAUAAUACAAAAUCGCGACUUGCCCGAUAUGGAGCCUAUCAGCCAAAAACACAAACUACUACUCAACUACUAGUCCAAUUUCGUUAUGAACAUUCCAAAUAGACAUUAGAAGUUUAACAAUUUCAUAGAAAUUUAUGUAUGAAAUGUAACAGGUUGAAAAUUGUAAUAUACAUGAUUUGGGAAGUAGAAGCUGUAUAAAAUAUUUAAUUUGAUUUGUAAACAGCGUUGCAAUUGCCCCUUAUCAAAUAAACAGGAUUUUCAUCGAAAUUAUUUUCUAUAAAUAUAUCUUCUAUAAAAAUAUACUUUGUCUGAAACAUACAGAGACGAGGCGUAUUUUGUAAUCAUGUAGUUUUAUGUAAAAAAAUAGAAAGGAUUUUUUCUGAGGUAAACGAUAAGUACAUUUUUCGAAAGCGAGAACAAUGACUGUUCGAAUGGUACGCUAUCAUUUACAUCGGUAUUUCAGAUUUCAAGCAGAGGUUUGGCAAGAGGAUAAAAUGAUAGAAUAAAUGGAUCGCGGUCAUUUUUUUCUCUGACGACAACCAGUCGAAGGUUUUGGAUUUUUAGUCCAAGGUCGGAGGGGGAUAAGUUAACGAUAUAUUAUUGAAAGAGUGAAAAAGAGAAAAAGGAGAUUCGGGCGUGGCAGAGAAAAGUAUACAAACGAUUACGCAUGUUCCUAUGGCGAAAGUCAUUUUCGGUGCUCGUUCGAAACACGCCCUUGUACCCCACCUGAUUUCGCGUAUCUCAUUCACCUACCCGAACCGGACUAUAUAAGAUUUCGGAUACCAAAGGAUCAGCACGCACUUGCUUUCGUACAUUGUUAGCGAAUCGACGAAGGUUCUCUUUCAGACUCACAAUGUUCUCGAAGAUCAUAGUACUCGCUUGCAUUCUUGCCAUGAGCAACGCCGGUAUCUUGGCACCAGCUGGACAAUAUACUCUGACCCCUGCGGCUUUAACGUCCACAUCGGACAAUAUCCUUCGCAGCUCGGGAAAUCUGGCACAAAUUGCGACCCAAUCGAAGACAGUUGCCACCCCAUUCUCGAGCACUAGCAGAUCCGACAUUCGCGUAACCAACCCGGCCAUCUAUGCUCACACUGCUCCAGUGGCAUACGCCGCAGCCCACGCACCUUUGGCAGCACCCUUGGCAGCACCCGUGAGCCCACUCCUUGGCGUCGCUUAUUCUCCAGCGGUAGCUGUUUCGCACAUGGCCUACAGCAGCCCUAUCGGUGUCUCUUACUCUUGGUAAUCGUGUCUCCUUCUG
Bombus huntii is the source of this 1451-nucleotide messenger RNA. RefSeq names its product pupal cuticle protein C1B-like. The transcript has 2 exons. The coding region runs from base 1047 to 1436 and encodes 129 amino acids. The record is from RefSeq and is a predicted model, not a curated record. Lineage: Eukaryota; Metazoa; Arthropoda; Insecta; Hymenoptera; Apidae.